Molecule: messenger RNA, 1484 nt
Organism: Cyclopterus lumpus (lumpfish)
Lineage: Eukaryota; Metazoa; Chordata; Actinopteri; Perciformes; Cyclopteridae
Gene: slc25a48
Product: solute carrier family 25 member 48
Exons: 7
Coding region: 129-1079 (316 amino acids)
Biological process (GO): transmembrane transport
Cellular component (GO): mitochondrion
Molecular function (GO): transmembrane transporter activity
Source: RefSeq, a predicted model, not a curated record
CACACACACACACACACACACACCACUUGUUUCCCUUUUCUCAGAACCAGAGCCGCAUUGUCAAUAAAAGCCGGCUGACAGAAAACAGGUCAAGUUAUUGAUCCGCCGACGGAUGAGAGACAUCCGAGAUGCAGACCUCACAGAGCUUUCGGCUGGAUGACUUCAUCGCAGGGUGCAUCGGCGGAAGUUGCAGCGUGGUUGUGGGCCAUCCACUGGACACGGUGAAGACGCGGCUGCAGGCCGGUAAAGGAUACAAGAACAGUCUCCACUGCGUCCUCACCAUCUACAGGAAGGAAACGGUGAUGGGCUUCUUUAAGGGCAUGUCUUUCCCGCUGGCCAGCAUCACCGUCUACAACUCGGCGGUGUUCGGCUUCUUCAGCAACACCCAGAGGCUCAUAAACCAGUAUCGCCAUGGCGACGGGCGGCACCGCUGCAGCAUGGCGGACCUCGCCGCGGCGAGCAUGCUGACGGGGCUGAUGUCGGUGGGCCUGGGGGCCCCGGUGGACCUGGUCAAGAUCAGGCUGCAGAUGCAGACGCAGAUGGUUCUCGCAGAGAACUUGCACCUCGCCGGCAACGUGCCGAACGGCACCGGCAUCCCCCUGCGCUCCAUCGGCAUCCCCACCCAGAGCCUCUACCGGGGGCCCCUCCACUGCGUCAGCAGCAUCCUGCAGACCGAGGGCCUGCAGGGCCUGUACAGGGGCGCCGGCGCCAUGAUCCUGAGGGACGUCCCCGGCUACAUGCUCUACUUCAUCCCCUACACCGUCUUCUGCGACCUGCUGAAGCCCGACGGCACGUCGAGCCUUCACCCCGGGUCCAUCUGGCUGGCCGGCGGCCUGGCAGGGUCCAUCUCCUGGGUCACGGCGACGCCGGCCGACGUGGUGAAGAGCCGGCUGCAGGCCGACGGCCAGCUUCAGAGGAAGUACAGGGGCAUCGUGCACUGCGUGCUGCACAGCUACAAGACGGAAGGCGCGCAGGUUUUCUUCCGCGGAGCGUCGGUCAACGCCGUCCGAGGCUUCCCGAUGAGCGCCACCAUGUUCUUGACCUACGAACUCUCCCUGCAGUUCUUCAGGGGUCUCUAGAGCGGAGGAGACCUUGUUUGGGGGGGUGGGGGGGGGAGGGGGUCCCCGGUUCCUUUGAGACCAGCUGAUGCUAGCUUAAUUUAACACUUCACGUUGUGAUCUAGACGCCACUCAAAGAUCCUGAUUGGCUAAAUAACAGCUAACGGCUAACGGAGCUAACGGAGCUAACAGUUAACGGAGCUAACAGUUAAUAUUUCCACAGCGACGUAAAAUAGAUUUUAAGAAUUUGGUUGAAAAGUGAAUGUUUUUGUAGUCAUUUAGGUUCUAUAUAACCAUUAUUUUAGUGACUAUAUAACCAUUAUUUAAUUGACUAUAUAAUCAUUAUUUUAAUGACUUUAUAACAAUUAUUUAAUUGACUAUAUAAUCAUUAUUUUAAUGACUAUACAACCAUUAUUUUAGUGACUA